AUGUCAGUCGUCACUCACGACAUAGCCCCCGAUGGGGACGUCUACAUCGUCCUCCGGAACCCCAACGCCGUAUCCGUUAUUCCCAUUGUCAAACUUCGCAAGUAUGGCACUGAUCCACCUGAAUACAUCCCAGAUAACAAUGUUGUGGCCUCGCCUUCGUGGAAAGUGCCAGCACUUAAAGACAAACAGGCUUCUGAGUAUCGCUUUCGAGUUUCUUCGCAUCAUUUGACAGCUGCCUCUCCGGUAUUUCGGAAAAUGCUCAAGGGUCCCUGGAAAGAGUCAGUACCCCCUGAGGCAACGACUUCUUGCGAGGUUUCGGACCAGACUCCUGCGGUACCCAUCAUUCGUGAGAUCUCAGCAACUGACUGGAACGUACACGCCUUUGUUGCUGUACUUAACAUUAUCCAUGGCCGCAAUUAUGAAAUCCCGCGAAAUAUCGGCAUUAGGAUCAUUACCGACAUUGCCGUCAUUGUCAACUACUACGAAUGUGCCGAGUCUGUGACCCUCGCAGCAGAGUUGUGGAGAUCAAUGGUAAAUGUCUCCCAAAAAUACGGCAGGCGUUCCAUCAUGUUGCUGUUUGUUUCUUGGGUUUUCUUCUGGGACGAAAAGUUCUCUUCAAUGGCUCGAUUGGUGCUGGAGCACGGUGAAGGCUCAGAGAAUGUAGAUACCCAGGACCUUCCCAUCGCUGUGGUCUUUGAAAAGCUCGAUAAGAAGAGGGAACCUCUUUUGCCGCUUAUCUUCCAGAGACUCAGACAGCUACGGGCAGAUAUACUGAAUAAGCGUAUUGGGUGUAGCCUUGAAUGCAGGAGAAUGCUACUUGGGGCUCUUGAUGGUGAUAAGCACGACAUGCAAAAGGAACUCGGAAGCUGGGACCACGGACACAAGGGAGUCUCUGUUGCUCGUGUGAUGGACACCCUAAACAGCUGUCCUUCGCCUGAAUGGAAAGACCCCAAGGAAAAGUGUCCAGUUCACUCUCCAAAUUGCAGUAUCAAAGCUCUCAUGAAACCGACAUUCGAUAAGAUCAGAGAAGAUUUCAAGACGAUCAAACUCGCCGACUUCCAAGCUAAGAAGAAAGUUCUGCCAGAUGUUUCUCUUCGCCAACAGCAGUACACUUGGCGAGACUACUUGCCUGACCAUGAUCGCCUCGAUGUCCCGCCUAUGACUUCUCCUCUUCCCUAUUUCAAAAUCCACGAUGAAGAACCCGUCGAAAUCCGCCUUCGCGUUUCUUCCGCUCAUAUGACUCUCGCUUCACCCGUGAUCAAGAAAAUGCUUCAAGGUCCAUGGACCGAAAGCGCUGAACCUGGUUCUCUUGACUCUGUCAACGCUUCCUCUGCCCCGAGCACGUCAAUUCGCGAAAUUUCUACAAUCGGAUGGAACGCAGAUGCUCUGGUCGCUGUUCUCAACGUCAUCCAUGGCCGCCACAGCGAUGUGCCACAGGAAGUUCAUCUCAGAUUCUUUGCUGACUUUGCAGUCAUUGUCGACUACUACCAAUGCGACAGCGCCGUUCUGUGUCUUCCACUUCUUUGGUACAAAUCUCUCUACGAGGCCCCCAAGCGACUCGGGAGGAAGCCCAUCCUGUGGCUGUACAUCAGCUGGGUCUUCUCCUGGCAUGAAACCUUUGCCGAUAUGGCAAUGUUGAUCUGGAAGAAUGGCGAGGGUCCGGACCUUGUCAAGACCUACGAUCUCCCUAUCGCUGAGAUCCUCGAGAAUCUGGACAACAAAAGACAAGAGGCUAUCAAGACAGUCUUAGAGGAGCUUGACAACAUGAUUGUUGAACUUCAAGAGGACCAUGCCGACGACACAGUCUGGGAUGGUUGGGGCCCUCUUCCAACUGACCACGCACGCCGUUGCAUGGCUCUGGGCUCAGCGCUACGAGAGAAACGCCGACUGGACAAACUAAACCCCCCUCUCGCAGCUCCAUACACGGGAUACUCUUUUUCUAAGAUCAACAGCAUGGUCCAUGGGUUUCGUUCACUAGGGAGGCACAUGGAGCAACACGACACUUAUGUAUCCGAUGGCGAAAAUGAAUGGGUUGCAGCGCCAGCAGAACAGGAAGACAGUCCCAAACAGCGACUGAAGAACAAAAUCGACAUCAUCCUGAGUGAUAUCGAAUGGCUCAACUUGGCAAACUUCAGAGAUUAA
Molecule: messenger RNA, 2142 nt
Organism: Fusarium subglutinans
Lineage: Eukaryota; Fungi; Ascomycota; Sordariomycetes; Hypocreales; Nectriaceae
Exons: 6
Coding region: 1-2142 (713 amino acids)
Source: RefSeq, a predicted model, not a curated record